AUGAGCCCAUUAUUUGUGGAGAUUCAUGGAAGUGUACCUACGACAGAAGGAGACCUUCAAGUAAUCAUUGAAAAGCACGCCAGGCUAGAAGAUAUCCAGCGGGAGAACCCUAGGGCCCAAGCUCAAAGAUCUCAUUGGACUAAUUCCGUAGAACAAGCCAGCGGAUCAAAGAGGGGCGGUUCAGCUGAACGUUCUAACGAUGAUAAGAGAGGACGAAGGGACGACCGUCGACGUGAUAACCGUAAAUUCGAAGAUCAAGUUUUCACGAAGCUAAACACCAACUACACUCACAUUCUGAGGGAAAUCAAGGACCGAGAAAACCUGGAAUUGCCACGGUCCAAAGGAAAACAUCCCCCUGGGACCGAUAAGUCAAGGGAUUACUGUGAAUACCAUUGCUUCAACGAGCACCAAACAGAGAAAUGCAAGAAUCUCAAGAUAAUGAUCCAGAAGCUGAUUGACGCUGGUGACCUCAAGCAAUACAUACAGGAGGCAGAAACUGAAGAUAGAGCUAAGCGAAGCAAGCAAGUCCAACUACCCGAAGGAAAUCGAAGCAUCAACACUAUCUCAUGUUCCGAAGCUACUGGACCAUUGCUGACUGCCCAGAUAGGGAAAAGGCUAAGAAAGAAAUUCGAGGAUUACUGUGAGCUGUACAAGAUCGAUGGGGUAGAAGUAGAGGAACACGAGCAGUGGAUGAGCGCACCUAUGACCUUCGAUGCUGAGGAUAUAGAGGAAGACAUGAAAGAUCACAACGAUCCCUUGGUCCUCACUUUACUAGUGGAUGGAUGUAACAUCAGGAAGAUCCUCAUCUAUGGAGGGAGCUCGGUUAAUGUUCUGUUUUAUGACAUGUUCAAGCGGAUGGAGCUGAAUGACGAACAACUGAUGUCUUCUUAUUCCACCAUAUACGGAUUCAAUGGGGCACCAACAAAGCCCUUGGGAGAUAUUGUCUUACAAGUAGAUGCAGGACCAAUGAAGGUUGAUACUCGAUUCAGCACAGUGGACGCACCCUCCCCAUACAACGCCAUCAUUGGCCGAAGAUGGGUGCACAAGCUCAAAGGAGUAGAAGCGACCUAUCAACAAUACCUUAGGUUUCCAACACCCGAAGGGGUAAUGGAAAUAAAGGGAGAUGAGGUCGCCGCUCGAGAAUGCCAGACUAUACAAAAUCAGCUCAAUAAUGAAUAG
This is a messenger RNA of Papaver somniferum (opium poppy), 1179 nucleotides long. RefSeq lists its product as uncharacterized. Lineage: Eukaryota; Viridiplantae; Streptophyta; Magnoliopsida; Ranunculales; Papaveraceae. The transcript has a single exon. Bases 1 to 1179 code for a protein of 392 amino acids. The record is from RefSeq and is a predicted model, not a curated record.